This is a messenger RNA of Brassica rapa (field mustard), 2194 nucleotides long. RefSeq lists its product as uncharacterized. Gene Ontology annotation, molecular function: zinc ion binding. Lineage: Eukaryota; Viridiplantae; Streptophyta; Magnoliopsida; Brassicales; Brassicaceae. The record is from RefSeq and is a predicted model, not a curated record.
GAACAUGACACGUGUCAGAAUCUUUAAGUUUAACCUUCCACUUUCCCCCAUCUCUCUCCCCUUUGUUUCAUUUCUCUCGUGUCGCCGUCUGAAAUUCCUCCACCCUGAAAAACAAAACCUAGAUGCUUCAAAUCAUGGUCGCUUAAAAGCUUCGCGGAGUUUGUUAACCAGCUCCGAAACUUCCAAACAAACGUGAUUCACUCCGGAUCGAAGAUCCCAUCAUCCUCCCCCAUUAGUUAUCCAAUUUCUGGAAAAAAGAUGCAAUGCAUAAUGGCGGAAGGAGCUUUAAUCACUCUAGACUCCGACGACAUUUUGGCAACAGCAGAUCAUCAUCAUCAUCCUCAUCCUCUAGCUGUCGGCACAGAGUUUCCCGAUGUGGAAACCUGCAGAAGAACUCUAAAAGACUUGGCCAUCGCUCUCCACUUCGAUCUCCGCAUCGUCAAAUCAGACCGGAGCAGAUUCAUCGCCAAAUGCUCCAAAGAAGGCUGCCCCUGGCGCAUCCACGCCGCCAAAUGCCCAGGCGUCUCGACGUUCACCGUGAGAACGCUGAACGCCGAGCACACCUGCGACGGCGUCCGCGACCUCCACCACCAGCAAGCCUCCGUCGGGUGGGUUGCUAGAUCGGUGGAGGCGCGGAUCAGAGACAACCCUCAGUAUAAACCCAAAGAGAUACUGCAGGACAUAAGGGAUGAGCAUGGAGUUGCUGUUUCUUAUAUGCAGGCGUGGCGCGGGAAAGAGAGGAGUAUGGCUGCGCUUCAUGGUACUUACGAGGAAGGCUAUCGGUUUCUGCCCGCGUAUUGCGAGCAGAUUAAGGUGUCUAACCCCGGGAGCGUCGCGUUCGCGACUGCUUCCGGGCCUGAGAGUUGUUUCCAGAGGCUGUUUAUUGCGUACCGGGCGUGCAUCUCCGGGUUCUUCAGCUCUUUUAGACCUCUUCUUGAGUUGGAUAGAGCGCACCUCAAAGGGAAGUAUUUGGGAGCGAUACUCUGCGCGGCGGCCGUCGACGCGGACGACGGUUUGUUCCCGCUGGCGAUUGCGGUUGUGGAUAACGAAAGCGGUGAGAAUUGGUCUUGGUUUUUGUCCGAGGUGAGGAAGCUUUUGGGGAUGAAUACGGAUACAAUGCCGAGGCUGACGAUACUCUCCGAGAGGCAGAGCGGAGUGGUGGAGGCCGUGGAGACGCAUUUCCCCACGGCCUUCCACGGGUUCUGCCUCCGUUAUGUCAGUGAGAGCUUCAGGGACACGUUUAAGAACACGAAGCUCGUUAACAUCUUCUGGAGCGCGGUCUACGCGCUCACAGCUGCGGAGUUCGAGGGGAAGAUAGCGGAGAUGAAUGAGAUCUCUCAAGACGUGGCUCGCUGGUUCGAACUCUUCCCUCCACACCUCUGGGCUGUUGCCUACUUCCAAGGCGUGAGAUACGGACACUUCGGGUUAGGGAUCACGGAGGUGUUGUACAACUGGGCGUUGGAGUGCCACGAGCUCCCGAUCACUCAGAUGAUGGAGCAUAUCCGUCAUCAGAUAUCGUCCUGGUUCGAAGCGCGCCGGGACAUGAGCAUGAGAUGGAACUCUAUACUCGUGCCUUCCGCUGAGAGACGGGUUACGGAAGCUGUGUCGGACGCGAGGUGUUACCAAGUGUUGAGAGCCAACGAGGUGGAGUUUGAGAUAGUCUCGACGGAGAGAACUAAUAUUGUUGAUAUAAGGACGAGGGUGUGCUCUUGCAGACGCUGGGAGCUGUACGGGUUGCCGUGCGCUCACGCGGCCGCGGCGCUGAUCUCGUGCGGUCAGAACGUGCACAUGUUCGCGGAGCCGUGUUUCACGGUGUCGAGUUACCAGCAGACGUAUUCGGGGGUGAUCAAGGAGGUGGCGGAUAGGAGGAUGUGGAAGGAGGAAGGAGGAGAAGGAGGGUUGAUGAGGAUACGGCCGCCGAAGACGAGGAGGCCGCCGGGGAGACCGAAGAAGAAAGUGGUGAGAGUUGAGAAUUUGAAGAGACCGAAGAGGAUUGUGCAGUGUGGGAGGUGUCAUUUGCUUGGUCAUUCUCAGAAGAAGUGCACACAGCCCAUUUGAUUGACACCACCACCACCACCACCUUUUGUUUUUCCUUGUUUGUUUUUUGAAAUGUAACUUUGUAAUGUUUUUAAGUUCGACUUGUUUGUUUUAGAGAGACUUGUCUUUAAUGGAAAUAAUAAAAGAGUUGAUGUUA